CUUUAUAACUAAACUCAUGGGGGUAGAAUAGCAUGUUGUUGCUUUUAUUAGACAACACAAUUAACUAUAUUUAUUUAUUUUAUAUAUAAAACGAUUAAUUUAAUAAAUUAAGACCAGAAAAAGAAAAAAAAUCGUAUUCAUUGCCCGUCUUUUAACGAACCUACGGUACCACGUGGUCUUCAAAACCGAAAUGACCUCUCUUGCUAGCUAGCGGUGGCAAACCAGAGGAAUUUAUGCUAGCAUUUCCUGAUUAUAGAUAGUUUGCACAAUGGACCAGACUAAACAAGACGAAGAAUAUGGAUAUGACCUUUUUCCUGAUAGAAACACGAAAAAUUUCAAGAAAAAUUCAUUUAAGGAGAGCAUAUUCACAUUUAAUAACAAGUGUCAGGUCAUGUUACAGUUCGCAAUGGAAACUAGUCCGUAUGCCAAACUCCUCCUCAGUGCCAUGAAAAACUCAGGGUGUAAAGUUUUAAAAGAACGGCACUUAUCCUGUGAAGACUGUGAUGGGACAGUUAGCGGUGGCUUUGAUGCAGCCUCCUCUCAGAUUGUUUUGUGUCAGAACAACAUCCACCAGCAGUCUCAUAUGAACAGAGUGGUCACACAUGAGCUUAUUCACGCCUUCGACCACUGCCGGGCCCAUGUAGACUGGUUCAACAACUUCAGACAUCUGGCUUGUUCUGAGAUACGAGCAGCUAACCUCAGUGGAGACUGCUCCUUUACCAAUGAAGUAUCUAGAUUCAACUUUGGCCUAAAGCAGCAUCAUCAGGAGUGCGUCCGCGGUCGUGCUUUGCGCUCCAUUCUGGCUGUCAGGAAAAUCAGCCAAGAGGAAGCAGAGAAAAUAGUUGAUGAGGUGUUUGACUCAUGCUUCAAUGACCACGCGCCCUUUGGACGGAUCCCUCACAGCAAGAAAGAUGCAAAGUUUGCCUUUAGAGAUUACGCAAACAGGGAUAGAUAUUAUUCAAACCUUUAGUGUUUGUCGCAAUGUAAGUAAUUUAAGGGUGCUCUGGCAGGCGAGGACACGAAAACGAACUUGGCAAAAAAAAUAUCUUCAAAGCCCUGAGGACGACUGUGUGAAGACAAGAACGACAGUACGUUUCAUUUUCUUCCAUUUGGAGAGUUCUGUGAAAAGUGAUUUUAAGGACUGAUUUUGCUCUUAAAGUGAACACCAGUGAUUUUUGCCAUUUGUUGUUAGGUAAUCAAUGGGUGCUUUGGAAAUCCAAGAUUUUUUUUUCCAUCAAUAUUUGCUGUGAAAAUAAUGAGAAUUGUGGAUACAUUUCUUCCUGCGGUUCUUUUUAGCACAUGAGUAGAGCUCAAUGUGAUUACAUUAAAUAUUUGAAUUAAAAUUUGAUUUGAAGUU
Molecule: messenger RNA, 1357 nt
Organism: Melanotaenia boesemani (Boeseman's rainbowfish)
Lineage: Eukaryota; Metazoa; Chordata; Actinopteri; Atheriniformes; Melanotaeniidae
Gene: atp23
Product: ATP23 metallopeptidase and ATP synthase assembly factor homolog
Exons: 6
Coding region: 269-970 (233 amino acids)
Biological process (GO): mitochondrial protein processing; mitochondrial proton-transporting ATP synthase complex assembly
Cellular component (GO): extrinsic component of mitochondrial inner membrane
Molecular function (GO): metalloendopeptidase activity
Source: RefSeq, a predicted model, not a curated record